AUGUCGAAAUCGUCUUCUCUGACACCGUUGGAUGCAAUUCUGUUGGGGCUUCCCGGUCUGAGCAGAAGACUGAUCCGGGGAAUGGCAGAGCUGAUGGAAAUCUCGUCCAUCUCAGACACAAUGUCGUCUGGUCCGACGCCUUUACUGAGCAAAACUCCAAUCACGCCAGCAACGACAGGGCUGGCCAUAGAUGUACCGCUCAAUGUUUGGACCUUGUUUAGGUUCGUUUGGCUGUUGGAAAGACUUUGCACCUCGACUCCGCUGGAGAAGAUGUUAACGCACUUUCCCCAGUUGGAGAAGCUCGCAAUCUUGUCCUGA
This is a messenger RNA of Ogataea philodendri, 318 nucleotides long. RefSeq lists its product as uncharacterized. The transcript has a single exon. Lineage: Eukaryota; Fungi; Ascomycota; Pichiomycetes; Pichiales; Pichiaceae. The record is from RefSeq and is a predicted model, not a curated record. The coding region runs from base 1 to 318 and encodes 105 amino acids.